Messenger RNA from Aethalodelphis obliquidens (Pacific white-sided dolphin), 2622 nucleotides. RefSeq names its product EPH receptor A8 (gene EPHA8). The record is from RefSeq and is a predicted model, not a curated record. Gene Ontology annotation, molecular function: transmembrane-ephrin receptor activity; protein binding; ATP binding. The transcript has 13 exons. The coding region runs from base 113 to 2371 and encodes 752 amino acids. Gene Ontology annotation, biological process: protein phosphorylation; axon guidance; ephrin receptor signaling pathway. NCBI's taxonomy places the organism in Eukaryota, Metazoa, Chordata, Mammalia, Artiodactyla, Delphinidae. Gene Ontology annotation, cellular component: plasma membrane; dendrite.
GGUGCGAGGUGUGGGCCCCCUCAGCAAGCGUGGCUUCUACCUGGCCUUCCAGGACAUCGGUGCCUGCCUUGCCAUCCUGUCUCUCCGCAUCUACUACAAGAAGUGCCCCACCAUGGUGCGCAACCUGGCCGCCUUCUCGGAGGCGGUGACGGGGGCCGACUCAUCCUCGCUGGUGGAGGUGCGGGGCCAGUGCGUGCGGCACUCGGAGGAGCGGGACACGCCCAAAAUGUACUGCAGCGCCGAGGGCGAGUGGCUGGUGCCCAUCGGCAAGUGCGUGUGCAGCGCGGGCUACGAGGAGCGGCGGGAUGCCUGUGUGGCCUGUGAGCUGGGCUUCUACAAGUCGGCCCCCGGGGACCAGCUCUGCGCCCGCUGCCCUCCCCACAGCCACUCUGCAGCCCCUGCCGCCCAGGCCUGCCGCUGCGACCUCAGCUACUUCCGUGCAGCCCUGGACCCGCCGUCUGCAGCCUGCACCCGCCCCCCCUCGGCACCAGUGAAUCUGAUCUCCAGCGUGAAUGGGACUUCUGUGACCCUGGAGUGGGCCCCUCCACUGGACCGGGGCGGCCGCAGUGACAUCACCUACAAUGCCGUGUGCCGCCGCUGCCCCUGGGCCUUGGGCCACUGCGAGACGUGCGGGGGCAGCACCCGCUUCGUGCCCCAGCAGACCAGCCUGGUGCAGGCCAGCCUGCUGGUGGCCAACCUGCUGGCCCACAUGAACUACUCCUUCUGGAUCGAGGCCGUCAACGGUGUGUCCGACCUGAGCCCAGAGCCCCGCCGGGCUGCCGUCGUCAACAUCACCACGAACCAGGCAGCUCCGUCCCAGGUGGUGGUGAUCCGCCAGGAGCGGGCGGGGCAGACCAGCGUCUCGCUGCUGUGGCAGGAGCCAGAGCAGCCCAAUGGCAUCAUCCUGGAGUACGAGAUCAAGUACUACGAGAAGGACAAGGAGAUGCAGAGCUACUCCACCCUCAAGGCUGUCACCACCAGGGCCACCGUCUCGGGCCUCAAGCCGGGCACCCGCUACGUGUUCCAGGUCCGAGCCCGCACCUCGGCUGGCUGCGGCCGCUUCAGCCAGGCCAUGGAGGUGGAGACCGGGAAACCCCGUCCCCGCUACGACACCCGGACCAUCGUCUGGAUCUGCCUGACACUCAUCACUGGCCUGGUCGUGCUGCUUCUCCUGGUCAUCUGCAAGAAGAGGCACUGCGGCUACAGCAAGGCCUUCCAGCACUCGGACGAGGAGAAGAUGCACUAUCAGAACGGGCAGGCGCCUCCACCCGUCUUCCUGCCCCUGCACCACCCUCCGGGGAAGAUCCCAGAGCCCCAGUUCUAUGCAGAACCCCACACCUACGAGGAGCCGGGCCGGGCGGGCCGCGGUUUCACCCGCGAGAUCGAGGCCUCUAGAAUCCACAUUGAGAAGAUCAUUGGCUCCGGAGAGUCCGGGGAAGUCUGCUACGGGCAUCUGCAGGUGCCGGGGCAGCGGGACAUGCCCGUGGCCAUCAAGGCCCUCAAAGCCGGCUACACGGAGAGGCAGCGGCGGGACUUUCUGAGCGAGGCAUCCAUCAUGGGCCAGUUUGACCACCCCAAUAUCAUCCGCCUUGAAGGUGUCGUCACCCGUGGCCAGCUGGCAAUGAUCGUGACCGAGUACAUGGAGAACGGCUCUCUGGACACCUUCCUGAGGACUCACGAUGGGCAGUUCACCAUCAUGCAGCUGGUGGGCAUGCUCAGAGGAGUGGGCGCCGGCAUGCGCUACCUCUCGGACCUGGGCUAUGUCCACCGCGACCUGGCUGCCCGCAACGUCCUGGUCGAUGGCAACCUGGUCUGCAAGGUGUCUGACUUCGGGCUCUCGCGGGUGCUGGAGGAUGACCCCGACGCCGCCUACACCACCACGGGAGGGAAGAUCCCGAUCCGCUGGACAGCCCCCGAGGCCAUCGCCUUCCGGACCUUCUCCUCGGCCAGCGACGUGUGGAGUUUUGGGGUGGUCAUGUGGGAGGUGCUUGCCUACGGGGAGCGGCCCUACUGGAACAUGACCAACCGGGAUGUCAUCAGCUCCGUGGAGGAGGGGUACCGCCUGCCCGCGCCCAUGGGCUGCCCCCGCGCCCUGCACCAGCUCAUGCUUGACUGCUGGCACAAGGACCGGGCCCAGAGGCCUCGCUUCUCCCAGAUCGUCAGCGUCCUGGACACGCUGAUCCGCAGCCCUGAGAGUCUCAGGGCCACGGCCACUGUCAACAGGUGCCUGGCGCCCACCCCAGCUCUGCCCACCCCAGCUCCGCCCGCCCCAGCUGCCCUCCCCGCUUGCCCUAGACAAGGCCCAGACUUAGUCCAGGCCUUGGGGUGGCUCUGCCCUGACCCCUGGACCAGACCCAGCCUGGUCCUCUGAGCCCUGUUCAGAGCUCUACUUCCAAGCCUGCGGUCUAACCCUUCAGACCCUCCUUGCCACUGCCAAGCCUAGAUGGAGGCUGAGUGGCUGGCGCCAGUGUCUCCUGGCAGACCACUUACCAAGGGCCCCUGUGCCUCAGGUGCCCACCCCCCGCCUUUGCCCGGAGCUGCUUUGACCUCCGCGGGGGCGGGGGUGGCGGCGGGGGCCUCACCGUGGGGGACUGGCUGGACUCCAUCCGCAUGGGCCGCUAC